UUUGGACGUGAAUGUGGCCCGAAGUGCAAUUUAAUUUAAAAUUAAUUCGUGAUCUGUGCAAACAAUGGCAAAACUGAAACUUAUUGUAACACUCGGUGUCCUUUUCGCUCUGCUUAAUCUGCAAGGAGAUGGCGGUGCAUUGGCUGUGAUCUGGCCAUGUGAAAGCGACGCGGACUGCACAGCUGAUGGCUCCAGCUGUGGCCCAGAUUCGAGUCAAUGCGAAUGCUCCAGCUUUGACACGGUCUUCUCGGAAAACUUCACACAAUGCUUGAAGAGCUCGCAGAUUGGUGACGCAUGCCAAGACUCAGUUCAAUGCAAUCUUAUGCCAACGGGAGCCAGUUGUAAAACCGGGGUCUGCGAUUGCGCCGAUGGCCAAACCUAUCUGCGAGGCAAAUGUAGGCCACUGAAUGGACUCAAUGAGCCCUGCGAAACGGACUUGGAGUGUUUCUUUGGUUACGAUCGAGCAUCAGUCAGUUGUCAGGAGAACGUAUGUGCCUGUGCAAAUGGCUAUUAUCACAGAUAUGGAAACAUAUGUCGUCGCAAAUCAAUGGAAAAAAAUGAUGCGUGCGUCGUUAAUGAGGACUGUGAUGCACUGGGCGCUAGUGCCGCCUGCGUGGGUCUAGUGUGUACCAUUGUCGAUGAGACGAUUACGAGUACUACCACCACAGAGGGUACUACAGAAGGUACUACAGCGGGCACUACAGCGGGCACUGAAACCACCGCUGAUGAUAUCGAAACCACUGAAACUGAACCCAACACAGACACAACUGAACCAGAUUUCCCCGUCACAACAAUCAUUCCCAACAGCUUUGUGCCGUCCAGAAAACAGUUUGCCAAGGCGUAUGUCCAUGCUUCACCCACACACAAAGAUGCCUCUGCCCAGGCUACACUAUCGCUGACAAAUGGUGACAGCGAAGUCCUCUUAACGCCCCGUAGAUCCCGUGAAAUUGCCGUGCAGACGAGCAUCGAGAAGUACGAGCUUAAAGAGUUGGGUCGCAGUGUUAAAAAUGCGGCAACAACUACAACAACCACCUCAACCAGCGUCAGCAGUCGACACACCUCAACAAAUACUCAAAACAAUCGACGCCGAUUGCCGGCCAUCUUUCGGUAUGAUAACGAGGAUAUCAAGACGUAUUCAACCUUGGGAUCGAGUCGCGAUGACGAUGAUGCUGAUGACAAGAAAUAUGGCAGCAGUUGCACGGAUAAUGGCAAGUCAUGCGCAGGUUUGGCCCACUCGAUAUGUACUAACAAGAUCUGUUUGUGCAGACAAGGCUUUUAUGCCCGGAACGGCAAAUGUUUUGCAGAGCUCGGUGAGAUAGCGGAGAGCAGCGAUGAGUGUGAAUAUGAGUUUGAUCAGUUAUCCAAGACUUGUAUAUGCCAAAAGAACUAUUUCUACGAACGCGACUUGCGCAACUGCAGAAAACCCAUUCAGUAUCAUCUGUCCUGUACAUCGAACAGCCAAUGCAGUCCCUUCGGUGCAUCCUAUUGCCAUUCCCAGAUACCCAGACGUUGCACCUGUGAAGAGUAUGCUCAGUACAAUGAGAUCAGUCAACUCUGUGAGUACAAGGAUGGCUUGGGAGCAGAGUGUGAGUCCAAUGAUGGUUGUCUUGUGGAUCAUUCCAUUUGCUCAAAUCGAUUCUGUGUGUGUCAGGAUCACUAUUUCGAAAAGGACGAGGCAUGUGUGGCAGGUAUUGGGGCCGACUGCUCGGAGGAUGACGAAUGCGGUGCAGACAAUACGGCUUGCCUGGAGCGCAGCAAUAGCACCUCAAUUAAGGACUCAGAGCAGACGCGCUCCUGCCAAUGCCGCAAGGGCUAUGUCCACUUCAAGGAUGAGUGUCUUAAGGAAGCCGAGGAACUCGACGAUGAGUGCAUCGAGGAUGAGCAGUGCAAGCCUCUUCUCGCCAGCUGCAAUACGGAAGGCAAAUGCGGCUGCUCAGAGGAGCAGCACGAGAAGAACGGAAUCUGUGAAACGAAACGCCUUUUGGGCGAACCCUGCAACAAAGCCACAGAGUGUUUUGUUGAAAAGGAUCCUGAGAAUGUGGAAUGCCGCAAUUCCGUCUGUCAGUGCAAAUUUAGCUACCAGGCUAGCACUGAUCAGAAGCAAUGCAUUCGUGUAUUGCCCAACAAAAAAAAUUCUUCCGGUAGGCCUAGCGCUCUAAAAAUCAUCACGUUCGUAUUGAUAGGCUCCGCUUUUCUGAUUACCAGCGCCGCCAUUAAACAGGCGUACUAUUAAAUGGAACACUCCGCCAUCCAAUAACCAUUCCAACACAAAAACACAGAUAUAUUAAUUAACGCAAACUCAACUUACUUACAUUGGAAAUGUUAGGCGUUGUGAAAAGAACUCCCUGUGCAUAUAUUGAUGACAUGCACCCUUAAAUACCCAGCUGACCCGGUUUUAUAUUGACAGCCGUUCAAUUUUUUUUUUUGGGGUGCAUGCAGUAUUACAAGUACCCAAUGACGCUUGAGCCAAGUGACGUCCCUUCGCGGCAUUAAAAUAAUCUAUAUGGCUAGUACUUUAAUUAAGUUAGUAACUAAGAUUUAAAGCAAUAAA
Messenger RNA from Drosophila innubila, 2551 nucleotides. RefSeq names its product prion-like-(Q/N-rich) domain-bearing protein 25. Lineage: Eukaryota; Metazoa; Arthropoda; Insecta; Diptera; Drosophilidae. Bases 65 to 2233 code for a protein of 722 amino acids. The transcript is spliced from 11 exons. The record is from RefSeq and is a predicted model, not a curated record.